Molecule: messenger RNA, 8826 nt
Organism: Paramuricea clavata
Lineage: Eukaryota; Metazoa; Cnidaria; Anthozoa; Malacalcyonacea; Plexauridae
Source: the annotation of a GenBank genome assembly
UGAACGACGGGAUUCAUUCAUUCAAGUUUCAACCUUUGAAGUCAAAGACUCAAACAUGCGACGACAAGUUGCACUGGUUUUGGUAAGCUUUAUAACUGUGUUUACUUAUUGUAAUUUAGUCUUUGUUAAUUUUUGCAUAUAUUUAUUUUGUUUUGCUUGGAAAAAACAGAAUUUUGUAAAAACUUAUUCUGUAAAGAUUUUAAAUAUUCCCCACUCGCCUAGGAAUGCUUUAGGCUACAAGUAUACGCUUGGGCAGAAUAAAAACAAACAUUCUUUCUCCCAAGGCUAUAAGUCGAUCUUUUAUGUCUACACAUGUAAAAAUCUCAGAACUUGUCAACAAGAUGUGUUCCCAACAGGCUUGUAGCAAGCUUGUCAACCAAUUGUAACAAUGCUGUUAUUUUAUCAAGUUGCUACAAGUUUGUCACUCACAAUUUGUUGACAAAUUGAUGAAUUGCAGGACGACAAUUGUAACAAGUCUCUUGAGCUGAACAACCUUGUAGCAAGUUGUCAGCAAGCCUUUGACAACUUGUCAACAAGCUUGGAACAAGCUGCAGAUCGAGCGAACACAUCUUGUUGUCAAGUUGUUGGAACAGCAUUGUUAUAAUGAUGCAGUUAAUGCGUUACAACUUGUGCGUAAAGGCCCACACAGACCGAACGCGAUUCGACAACGCGACGCGAAUUUUCAGUUUUUAAAAACAAAUAAAACCGUCAACGGAUAAAAAUUUUACAAGAUAUGCAGACCAAAUAGCUAAAAUUGCUUAAGUGGUUCCGAAUAUUGGAAAAACAUAGAAAAAUAGUAAAGUUAAAUGUCAUUGAAAAUUGAAAAUUCGCGUCGCGUUGCCGAAUCGCGUCCGGUCUGUAUGGGCCUUAAAUGUUACGUGUAUAAGAGAAAACCAUUCUGUUUACAUGCCUGUACGUAACUAGGGACGCGUUGGGUUCUGGGUUUUUUAUGAAUUCGUAUCAAUUUAUUAUUUUGAAGACUGAUAAUAUUUUAUUACUUUUUUUUUAAUUAAGGCCAUUGCCGUUAUGGUACGAAAAACUACAUCUGAGGAAUUAGGUACUGUAAUAUAUCUGCUGUUUUUUCUGAUUUAUUUCUGAUUUAUCAGCUUUAUUGGACAAAUAUAGUAGAAACAUUUACAAGUUUAAGUCCAAAGGGGAUAGCGCAAACGGGACAACGAGACCCAUGCUAGGCGCACCCCCUCCAAAAAAAGAAAAAAACCCCAAAAAAAACAACCAACCUAAUUCACUAUAUACAAAUAUAUAUUACAUAACAUGCAUAUUAAGAACGGUGGCAGGGGCAGUCUCUUGUGAGCGACCAAGUGCAUGCCAUAUCAACAUUAAAAGUACUGUUGACCAAUGCGGUGUAUGUCACAUGCAGAAAGCUUUUAAAAGUUGUUAAACUGGCGAACUUUUCAGGAGAGGCUAUUUUUCCAACAUUAGUCCAAGUUUUAACUAUUCGGUUAAAGAACGAUACUUGGAAAGUGGAUGUUCUACAGUAAGGAAAUUUUAACAUUAGAGAUGGAUUCUGAGUACGAGUUCGAUUAUGAUGUAUAAAUGACACAAAAUGUUCAAUGUUCAAAUCAGUGUGGCCGAAAAUACAUUUAUAGACCAGAACAAGAUCUCUGAUUUCUCGAUCGUAAGUUAGUGGCAACAAAUUGAGAGUUUUCAGUCUAUCUUCAUAAGACAUUUCUCCAACUUUACUUUUGAGGAUCCAACGUGUAGCGCGCCUUUGAACUCUUUCUAAUGCAACUUGUAGCUUCACAUUAGCUGGGGACCACACCUCCGUUGCGUAGCACAACUUUGAUUUUACCAAAGUCGGGUAUAGUGUUCGCCUAACUUUAGUAUCUCUAAUCAGGGGACAAGUUCUCUUUAAGAUACCAAGCAUCUUGUUGGCUUUACUGACGAUUGAUAAAAUGUGAGAAUCCCAGGAUAAGUUGCUUUUGACAAUAAUUCCCAGAUCUUUUUCUUGGUGAGCGCGUUUUAAAAUUACAUUACCCAGACGAUAGUCAGUAAUUACAGGUGAUUUUUUUGGAGUUAUUGUUAAUACCUUACACUUGGAGGCGUUAAAUUUCAUGUUAGAGUUAUGACUCCAAUUGUUCAAGUUCGAAAUAUCAUGCUGCAAACUUUCAGACUAGAAUUAUUAGUUUUUAAUCAGCUUCACUCAAAUAUUUUAGUUAUUUUCCUUCGAAUCCAAUUAAUGUUUUACCCACUUCCCCCACUGCCUGGGAAAACAAUUUUCCGACUGGAAUACAACAAUUUGCCGACUACUUGACGUUGGUGUUCCACCCAGUGCUCUCACAACCAAAUUUUGAUAUUCCUUAGUGUUCCGACCCUCCGGUCGCUACGGCCCUGAAUAAGCGACAGACGACAGUAAAUGAUGGAUCAAUACUAUUUUUCUCAUUAAGGCAUUUAACUUCGAGAAUCUACUAAAAUGCUUGUUAUGGAAAGGUCGUUAUUGAAGUCAUUCAACUUUGAGAAUCUUUUAAGUCUAUUAACAUACUUGUUAUUAAUUAAAAAGGUCGUAAACUUUUGUAAGAAUCAAUUAAAGGUCACUCGACAAUAUUUUGAAACCAGUCAGCAUUUCGUCUAAACUGCCAAAGACCUAAAGCCUUGCCCCACCCUGUCAAACACCUGAAGCUUUCGUAACAUCAUCGUAACAUCUAAAUUUUUCUUUGAAAAACCUAACAUGAUAGCGCUUAGUUAAACCAACCCGCUGUGUGUCAUUUUUAGGUGUUUCGGCAAAUCUCGCCCUGCAUGAGAAAACUGGUGAAUCGAGCAAGUACAUUUCUGACACUGAAGGAAUGAAUGCUGUGAAUGGGCGAGUAGAUGAUGUUAAAACAGCGCAGCAUUUUGCAUCAGCUCUUCCAAAUGAUGAUCCUGACCCAUACUGGUAUGUCGAGUUGGACGACAUGUAUUUGGUUCAAACUGUUGAGAUUAUUAGCCGGCGUGAUUGCUGUGUAGAUCGUGUGGAAACCAUUGAAGUUAGAGUCGGUAUGUAUAAUGAUCUAUUAAUGAUUUUAUUGAUUUUAUUUUACUCUUUCAGACAAGGUGUGGUAAGCUACCUGAGGCAGAGGGUCAAGACACGCCCGGAAAAAAUGUACUUUCUAGGAAAAAAUUUACUUUCUAGGACUGCAAGAGAACAUUGAAAAUUUUCUGCAAAUAAUCGAGUAAAUCCACACUCGGGCACUGUAACUGUGUGACACUAACAAGUUGUCAAACUGGAUGUCAUGCUAUAUUUUACGGAAAAAUUAUUUCAGUGCACUGAGAAUCUUAAAAUAUAACAUAAAACUAAUUUAGAUAACAUGUAUCAAGGGUCUGAUCCUAAGGUAAUGCAGAUGCAAAAAAAGGGCACUACUAUAUAUGGGCACUAUCAGGGGGAGCCAUGCUCCCCAAGAAAAUUUUGAAAAUCAGGUGUCCCAGAUUGGCAAAAAGUUUAUUUGCCAUACAACAUUUGUUACCUCCUUCUAUAGUCUAACACAUUUAUACACUAUCGCACUAUUGAGAUGGUUGCACUUAUAAUUGCAUUUCUCAGGUCAUUGCGUGAAUUUUCCUCUGAAUUUCUCCUUUUCUCUAAAUUAUUACAUUUAUCCUUUUUUUUCUUUCUUGGGGAAAUAUUUUCUGGGAACUCCAAAAAUUUUCUGGGGCCAAUGGUCCCGUUGUCCGACACUUUUUCCACCCAUGGAUUCCCUACGCCCCUUCUUUCCCUACCCUAAUUGUAAGUUUGCGAUUUUAGGUGAGAGGUUGAAUGACGAUGGAGGCAAGACUAAUCCUCUAUGCGGGGAACCUAAAAACAUGAACAACAUACCCAAGCACACAUUCCGCUGUGAGGUGUAUGGCAAAUUUGUGACUGUUAAGAAGGCUAAUCCCCCUGUUAUAUAUUGUCUUGUCUUACUUGAAGUCAUGGUGAAUAAGGAACCAACUCGUAAGUUCACAUUGCGACUAUUCUGAGCUCGCUAACAUAGUAAAGAUCUCUGAGUCAGGAGAGCUUUGGGUAUUAAUGAGUUAACAACAUUGAAAUGAAUAUAACUGAACGGUACCUUCAGAUAAACUGCCUAUCUUUCUCUUGAAGCCAAAUUUGACCUCCAUACACGCGUGUCUAGAGGUCCGAUCACGCGUGUUUAUGUCAUGAUUGACAGAUUGCGCGCUCUUCGCAUGCGUGAAAAGACUGGGACUGGCCUUCAAGUCCGGAUCAAACGAAGAUGAGAGUGCGUGAGAGUUGGCAGUCUCGCGAUCAUCGUUAGCUGUUUUUAAUACUUUCCCAAUACUAUAGUUUGUUAAUCUAGAGAUUGAAAAGUUUGAAGUGUCCCCCAUAACAAUCAGUGACUGCCAACGCUCAUUCUCCAAAAAUGUUUUUUCAGAAACAGUUACAAGUAAUGUGAUAAUGACUAAUAUAUGCUCCAAAAUUUAAACUAUAUUAUAUUUACAGAUUUAAAAUUAUUUACGAUUAUCUAAAACUAUUUAAAUUAUAAAAUUGAGAUACUAAUUAAUUCCUAAAGAAAAAAAAUGUUAGGAGGUAUUAAGUAGUCCACUCCUUGUAUAAAAGCUUUCUUGCUGAAUUUUUAUAAAUUUGCAGACUAGAAAUUUUUUGUAAAUGUUUUUUGUUUCUACUUUUAGUAAACGUUGCAUUUAAAAGGCCAACCCGUCAUUCAAGUAUAAACACAGAGGCCGCAGACUCAAGUCACGCUGUUGAUGGAAUACUUGAAUAUUAUUGAUUUCGUACGGCUGAUGAUGGUGCUCUACCGCACUGGCUGAUGAUUGACUUUGAAGAAAGAAGGAAAGUCCAUAAAAUCUUUGUCUUGCCAAAAACAAACUACUUGGAGCGCUUCAAAAAAGUAAUCAUGACCUUAGGUACGUACAUACAUUAUCCUCUAUUAAUGAUAUAGGGCUGGCAACGCACCGCCCAGCGGGCAAAAUGACGUUUAUCCAACGUUGAAUCAACGUUGGAAAUGACCUUCCAGACGUUGGAUAGACGUUGAAAAAGGGUUGACUAUGCAAAUUGGAUCGACGUUACUGUUUCGACGUUGAAACAACGUUGAAAUUAGGCUGCCAAUCUCGUCAACCAUAAUUCAACGUUGAAUCCACGUUAAAACAACGUUGAGAUUGGUUCACAAAUCGACGUCGUACAUUUAACCAUGAAUGAACGUUAAUUCAACGUCUGUUGGCUGCUGUUGAACCAAUGUUUGUAGAACAACGUCAGAGCAACGUAGAUAUUAGGUUGUCGACGUCGCAACCUUUUUUCUACCAAAUUUCAACGUUGAAACAACGUCGUGUGCCCGGUGGGCGGAUGAAAUUUGAUCGCGUUGCCGGCAGAAAAAAAGUUGCAACAUGUGCCGCAACGAUUUUCUCGUCCAGUAAGACAAGUGCACAGCCAGAGUUUACAAAUCAAGGCUAAAUUCACGAUUCCUUGUAUCUACAUACAUGAACUUGCGGUUAGAACUCGACAACUAGACUCUGUAGCUCAAAUGGUUAGAGGGCGGCACCGGAAUCGCAGGGUCGCAGGUUCGAUUCGUGCCAUAGCCUGCGAACAGGCUCUCAAGCUGAAUUGAGAGCCUGCAUCGAUGACUAAUGAAUUUGAAUAUCUGCGUCUCAAAUCGUGACGCGAAAUUCUCAUUGGUCAAAUGCUAUAAUUUAUAUUAUUCCGCUGAGCUCUAUAUAUGUCAACUGCUAGCACUAUGCAUAAAAAAACACAUUAACUGAUCAAAUUGGUCGUGGCCACCUUAUCUCAAAGCACGGAAUGUUCUAUUUUGAGAAAACAGUAUUUAAAACAUGUAAACUUUUGCUUCAAUAUCUUAUAUUUCGAAAAACAGUAUAAACUGUACGGUCUAAAUUUAGUUUGCAUGGUCUAAAUUUAGUUUGCACGAAAGUUGUAAACAACACCAUAUAAGGAUAGACAUUCCAUAUUUGGAAAAACGAACGUUACGGGGCAGAUAUUCAAAUUCAUUAGUCAUCGAUGCAGGCUCUCAAUUCAGCUUGAGAGCCUGUUCGCAGGCUAUUCCUGCCAGAGGGCCUAUAGUUGCAUUUUUCUCAACUGCUCCUGGUUAAGUCUCAGAAAACAUAACCUCUUGAGUCUUGAGGUAAUAAUUAGUAAAUAAAGCUUACAUCGUUGUUAUUACUAUUGCCAAAUAGGGGAUGAUUUGACUGACAAUGGGAAACACAAUGCAAAGAUUGGCGACGUCCACGACUUCUCUAAAAAGAAACACUCCGUCGUAUACGUAUUGCCUCGCAAACCUGAUCGUUAUUUUUACUUUGAGUCCCAGCUCCUUCAAGCUCUUCAGAUUUGGGAAAUAGAAAUUUAUGAAGAAACACAGCGUAAGUUUGUCUCAUUUGAUCCGUAUAAUAAUAAGAAGAAUAAUGAUAGAAAUAUAAUAAUUAAGAAAUAGAAAAGAUUUUCCGUUUUUCUAUAGUUUUGCAGUCAAAUGAUGUCUGAAAUUCAGGUCUUUUUACUUACAUUGCUGGAAACUAUGGCGUCAAUUUUAAAGCAUCAUUGAUAAUUUUAUUUUAAUUGACAAUUUUUUGCUACUAUUUUGUGUUUCAACCGCCAGAUGCAUUUAAAAAGGUAGCUAACAAAGUAAUUUUGAGAGGUACGCCAAAAAGGUUUUAGGUUCUGAACGCUUUUCAUCGCAAUAGGCGACAUUGAAAAAACUGCCUCUUCAAUAAGGGGCUGUUUACACGAUCUCGGCACAGAAUAGAGACAAACAGAAGAUCGACUUCUUGGUUUUUGCUAUGAUUUUGGCGUAACCGUAAUUCGUCAUCAAAAUGCUGACGCCAUGGUCCUAGCCAGUGCCACAGAUUAAGAAUAUACCAGAUGUGUAACUUCAUAGGACUUCGUGUCCUCAAAUUUCCCUAGAUGUACACGUCAUGCUCACGCCAUGAUGCUAACAAAAUGGCGUCCUGAAAAACACGAACUUUUGCACUUUAUUGCGGCCUUUUUGGAUCGAAAUUUUUGGAUUAAACAAUCAAUGUUGAAUGUUUAAAGUUCUUGAAAGCAAUUAAAGUUGUUAACAAAGUGUUGAAAGCAUUUUUGAAAGCAAGACGUAUUACCAAAUGACGAAUUAUCACGCGAGCGACACUUGCUAGGAAGAUGGCGACCGUGGGACAACUUUCAUUUACUGAAGUUACACAUCUGUACAUACCUAAUCUAUGCCAGUGCGCGUAUGAGAUGCAUUCACCCCCCUGAUAAUAUUCAAAAUGGCGGACGUCCAGGGCGCAAGAAUAAGAAGGUACAGCAGAAGUGUAACUCGAGUCGGUUCCCUUAUUGUUUUACGUCCACGAAAAUUUUAACUCGCUCACGCCAUCCUGGCUAGUACAACCGGAAGUUUUUAUCAGGUUUGGGUAGGUACAAAGUGCCGGUUGUACUAGCCAGGAUGGCGUGAUUGAUGACGAAUCGCUUGUAAAAACGCGGACUUGCUUGAGUGAGACUUCUGCUGUACCUUCUUAUUCUGUGUCAAGGGGGUGAAUGCCUCUCAUAAGCGCACUGGCUAGGACCAUGGCGUCCGCAUUUUGAUGACGAAUCAUGGCGUGGAGCGGUUACGCUUUUUUGGCUUAGUUGACCUUCUGUGUAUCUUUAUUCUGUGAUCCCCGUUUGCCGAGACGGGAUGAAAGUCUGGAUGAUUGAGAUAUAUUGAAUAAAUCACUAGGCUUAAACGAAAGCUCAAACGCCGGUUGAAAGAACUCAAAUGUUGUCGAGAAGAUCUCGUAGUUCAAGAAGAUUAUUAUAUUGCUGCUUGAACAAUCUUUCGUUUACAAUAUACUAUAAUCUAUUACUAGAAAAUAAUGUAGUUUUGCUGAAUCAUGCACCGUGACUUAUUUUAAUGCAUCAAAAUCAUCCCGCUUAGCAUUGGCAAAACUAUUGGGUGUUACUAUUGGCAAAACUAUUGGGUGUUAGAUCCAACUUAAAUGGAACACACGCGUAAAUAAUAUAAUUAUAUCAAAAUGCUCCAAGCGAUUAUAUCUUUUGGUCCAGCUAAAACGAGCUAAAUAAUGAUAUCAUACAGUUUUACAAGACAUGUAUUAGAUCAGUUUUGGAGUACGCAUCCAUCAUGUGUUCCACCAGUCCCUGCCAAAGUACUCAGUGAAGAUAUAGAAUGGAUCAAAAAUCGUGCUCAUUCAAUUACAUAUCCUGGUCUCAAAUAUGAAGACACCGUAAUGGAAAGUGGAUUUGGUAGUUCAUACCAACACUAACAAAACUUUCGUUGGUAGGGAAAACUAAAAUGUUGGAGUAAAAUUUAUUAAAAACUAAUGAAUUAAUAUAGCUAAAAGUUUGGGUAAAUUACGGAAACAUUAAGGAAAAACUAAACGAGUAACGGUACGUCAAUCCGAAAGACAAUGAAAAAUAUAUCCGGAAAAUGAUUUAUGUUCAGGCGCAAACCCCCUCCCCCGCUCGCCAAGAAAUUUAUAGAAUAGAAAUAUUAAUUAGGAAAAAAUGUUUAAUGUGCAGUGGUGGAAACGACUCGGCAAAAUUUCACUUACACCCCCCCCACCAUUCAAAUAGGGCUAGCGCCGCCCCUUCCCCUAAACCAAUAUAGAUAUCAGUUUAAGAAUUAUUUUUCUCGUUCACAGCUUUUAUAACAUUACGUACAGAUGAACCUGGGUCACGCAGUCGUAUAUUUUACGAGGGACAUGUCGCUGUGCUUACAUGCCCAGCUAUGGGUCAUCCAAGACCUCGCAUAAUCUGGGUGAAAGAUGGUGUCGUCGUACAGAAUAAAACCACACACACAUAUCUAAAGUGGACGGUCAAUGUCACGAAAGGAUCCAGUAGCAAUUACGAGUGUUACGCAACAAAUAUUCAUGGCAAAGACUACUAUCCCAUCACCGUGACUAUUGCAG